GAAAAAUUUGAUCAUUAUAUCAUAACCCGUCCUUCUCUUCAUCAAUCAUCAUCAUCACCACUUCACUUUCACUUUCGUUAAACUCUCUCUCGCUCAAAAGCAUUUCAUAGAGUAUAUAUUCAUGGCACAAAACUUUGAACCCUUCCAUGUCCCACAACAAAACAGAAAAAACAAGCUUCGUGUCACCACUCAAACCAACCAAGAACAGCAAAACCCACCAGCCCCAUUAUUCUCUAGACAAACUUUCACUAGCCCUUCACAAUCUUCUUCGUUCUUUUCACUUCAAACCCUCAAAGACAUGAACUACCAGCCCUUAUCUAGCCAGGGUUUAUCUUUGUCUCUUUCGUUUCAACUCGAUAACCAAAGACACAAUGCCGUUUCAGUUUCAGGCGAUUCCUUGAAGCAGAAUGGUGAAAUGAAAAGCUCUGUAGUCCCUUUCGGUCCUUUUACUGGCUACGCUUCAAUAUUGAAGACCUCCAGGUUCUUGAAACCUGCGCAGCAGAUUUUGGACGAUAUUUGUGGUAUGAUUAAUUGUGCGAAUGCAAACUUUCCUUUGGAUGGUUUGAACGAAAGUGAAAUUACGAGAGAGAAAAUUGCUUUUUUAAGUGAUCGGGUAGAGCAUCAAUGCAAGAAUUCAAAGCUAAUAUUGAUGCUGGAUGAGGUAUACAGGAGAUACAAACUAUAUUGCCAGCACAUGCAGUCAGUUGUUGCAUCAUUUGAAACUGUUGCUGGUCUUGGAAAUGCAGCUCCUUAUGUUUGUUAUGCGACCAAAAUUGUUUUGAAGCAUUUUAAUAGCUUGAAGAAUGCCCUUUUGGAUAAAAUUCAGUUCACAGGAAAAAACUUUGAUGAUAGCAGUGUCACUAAGGAAAAAAAUCCUAGACAUGGAACAACUGAACGAGGCCUUAGAAACCAAAAUCCAACUCUGAACUUGAACUUCAUUCAACAUCCUGUUUGGCGAUCUCAAAGAGGACUUCCUGAUCAUGCUGUAGCUGUGCUUAAGACAUGGUUGUUUGAACACUUUCUACACCCCUACCCUACAGACUCGGAAAAGCAAGCCUUGGCUCAGCAGACAGGUCUAUCAAGGACUCAGGUUUCUAAUUGGUUUAUAAACGCAAGAGUUAGACUUUGGAAGCCAAUGGUGGAAGAAGUACACAUGCUUGAAUCACAGCAAACUCAAGCACCAUUUGACACGGUCAGUCAGAGUGCCAACAUUGCAUCUGAUUUGCCUCUUGAGAAACAGCCCCGAUCAACUCAACACCAGAACGCAUACCAAACUAAACGCCUCCGAAAUGAACUUCCUGAUGUAUCCAAGCAGAGACAGGAGCCAAGAAAUAUUUGUGUCAACAAUUUGUCAGGUAAUUACCACUCUGCUGGUGUUAGUGGAAGCAAAGGUGUUUCAUUGGCAUUGGGUCUUCCACAGAAUAAUCGCACUGAUCAAUCGUGGCCUCUCCCUAUGAGCAUACCUCACCAUGUCAACCUGGAAAUGAUUAGCAUGAUGGAUUCAGCUCCAGGAACAGGUUUUGAACUGCAAAAGCAGCAUUUUGGGAAAGACUAGAGGACUCAGAUGCUGCAUCGGCCGCAAGCUGAAGUUUGCUUCAUUGUGCCUGAAUAUAAUGGACUGUCUGUGAUGUAAUAAUAUGAAUCAGGAAAACCUCUUUUUAUCAAGUGAUCAGUAGAGUAGGAAAUGUUCUGUACACGAUCAACUGUUGCUUUUUGAUAUUUGCAUUAGAUUUCUUUAAACUUUCAGUCA
Molecule: messenger RNA, 1750 nt
Organism: Populus nigra (black poplar)
Lineage: Eukaryota; Viridiplantae; Streptophyta; Magnoliopsida; Malpighiales; Salicaceae
Product: BEL1-like homeodomain protein 9
Exons: 4
Coding region: 122-1555 (477 amino acids)
Biological process (GO): regulation of transcription by RNA polymerase II
Molecular function (GO): RNA polymerase II cis-regulatory region sequence-specific DNA binding; DNA-binding transcription factor activity, RNA polymerase II-specific
Source: RefSeq, a predicted model, not a curated record